Abrus precatorius (Indian licorice) is the source of this 848-nucleotide messenger RNA. RefSeq lists its product as uncharacterized. Lineage: Eukaryota; Viridiplantae; Streptophyta; Magnoliopsida; Fabales; Fabaceae. The record is from RefSeq and is a predicted model, not a curated record. The transcript has 5 exons. The coding region runs from base 152 to 625 and encodes 157 amino acids.
AAACUGACCACCUUGCUCUGGUCACACACUCUCUAAAAUCAAUAUUAAAUUACACUUCGCGUUCCUUGCUUUUCUCUCUCUUUCUCUCUCUGGGUCUCCCCCGUUAUUCUCUCUGCGAGCUUCCCUCUUUUCGUCUGCCAAAGCGAGAAAAAUGGGGUUCUUCUCCUUUCUGGGUCGUGUUCUCUUUGCUUCUCUCUUCAUCCUCUCCGCAUGGCAGAUGUUUAAUGAAUUUGAUGCCAAUGGAGGACCUGUUUCAAAGGAGUUGAUUCCCAAGCUCAUUGUUGUGAAGAAAAAUUUGUCCUCUAAAUUGGGGGUAGGACUUCCAGAUAUUGAUGCCCGGCAAUUCAUUGGUACUAUCAUAUUUCUAAAGGGAGUUGGAGGGAUUUUGUUUGUGUUUGGCAGCACACUUGGGUCUUUUCUACUGCUGCUACAUCUGGCUCUUACUACUCCACUUCUAUACGAUUUCUAUAACUAUAGACCCGGCAAGCCUAAAUAUAAUCUGUUGCUGAAUGAAUUCAUGCUGAACACAGCACUUUUUGGAGCAUUGCUAUUCUUUAUUGGAAUGAAGAACUCAAUUCCCAGGAGACAACUCAGGAAGAAGACCCCAAAAGCCAAGACAACUUAGAAAAAUACAGCAAAAGAUGUUUUAGUGUGUUUGCCAAAAUGCUGAGUUUGGAGUAGUUACUUAGACCUAUUAAGAUUAUUUUGUUUAUUUGUCAGAUGCAUUAUAAUUUGAUUAUUGAUAUGCUUCCCCUUUCUCUUACUAUUCUCUAUUGUACUUGCGGACAAAGAAAUUAAGCUGAGUUAUGGUCACAUUUGAUGACCAAGACUUGGAAAGAAAUAGAUUU